GCUACCAUCAUCUCUGACAUUGCAUGCCAUCCAUUGGGAAAGUUCCGGCUGAAUGAGAUGCAGCGUCCGGGAGACGUGGUUUUCGGGGGGCUCUUUGAGGUGCACUUCCUCACUGUGUUCCCCGAGCUGUCCUUCACAUCAGAGCCAGAGCAGCCCUGGUGUGAGCGGUUAGACCCAGCCGGCUUUCAGGUAGCACAGACGAUGGCUUUUGCUAUUGAGGAGAUCAACCACAACCCCUCUCUCCUGCCCAACAUCACCCUGGGAUUCCACCUCUACGACAACUGCGUGAAGCUGGCUGUGGCCUUCCGGGCGGCCAUGGCAUUGGUGAGCGGCACGGGCAGCUCCUUCUCAGACCUGGGCUGUACCAGACCACCACCAGUCCUCGGCAUUGUGGGAGACCCGGGAUCCACCCACUCCAUUGCCAUCUCCCGAGUGCUGAGCCUGUUCCAUAUGCCCUUGGUAAGCUACUUUGCCACUUGUUCCUGUCUGAGCAACAGGAGGGAAUAUCCGUCCUUCUUUCGAACUAUUCCCAGUGACGCAUUCCAAGUCAAGGCUAUGGUACAGAUUCUGCAGCGGUACCGAUGGACUUGGGUCGGUCUGGUGGUCAGCAAUGAUGACUAUGGGCUCUACGCAGCACGUGCGUUCCACAAGGAGGUGAGCCAUUUUGGGUGCGUGGCCUUCCACGAGAUUCUGCCCCGAGACAACAAUCGAGCUGAGGUGCGUCGUAUUGUGGCCACUGUGCUGCAGUCCACAGCGCGAGUUGUUGUGGUCUUCUCCACCGAGGCAUACCUGCUGCCAUUGACCGAGGAGCUAGUGGCACAGCAGGUGAAAGGGCUGCAGUGGAUCGCUAGCGAGGCAUGGGCCACCUCACCCGUCUUCCACACCCGUCAGCUGCUCCCCUUCCUCGGCGGCACCCUGGGAAUUGCCAUCCGUCGCGGGGAGAUACAGGGGCUCCGCGAGUUCCUACUCCACCUGCGGCCUGAUGCUCGUCCAAACAACAACAUGGUCUCUCUGUUCUGGGAGGACACGUUUGGCUGCCGGUUCAAGCAGCAGGAAGAAGACAAUCAGAGCAGGAUCUGCACUGGACAGGAAGAGCUGGAAGCCACAAAGUCGGCGUACAUCGACGUGUCAGACCUCAGGGCCACCUAUAAUGUCUACAAGGCUGUGUACGCCCUUGCACAUGCGCUCCAUGACCUGCUUAGCUGUGAGCAAGGAAAAGGGCCCUUCACGGGGAACACCUGUGCUGAGUUGCACAGCUUGCAGCCUUGGCAGUUGCUACACUACCUGGAGCGGGUGAACUUCAUAACGCGCUACGGGGACCGUGUCUCCUUCGACGAGAACGGCGACGCUCUGGCCAUCUACGAUGUGAUGAACUGGCAGGCAGCUCCCGACGGCAGUAUGCAGGCUAUCACCGUUGGAAUGUACGAUGAAGCGAUGCUCAGCACAAACAAACUCACGUUGGACAGCGAAAGAAUCUUCUGGAACUUUGAACCACACACACCCCCCAGAUCGGUGUGCAGUGAGCCGUGUCCCCCAGGAGCUAGGCGAGCCCCCAGGAAGGGCGAACCAGUCUGCUGCUUCGACUGUCUGCCGUGUGCGGACGGCGAGAUCAACAACGCCACAGACUCCAGCGAGUGCUCCAGGUGUCCACCAGACUUCUGGUCCAACGAGGCACGGGACCGCUGUGAGCCCAAGCCUGUGGAGUUCCUCUCCUUUGAGGAACCCCUUGGCAUGUGCCUGACUGCCACAUCACUGCUGGGUGUGUGUGUGUGCGUGGUUGUGCUAUCCGUGUUCGCAUGGCACCGCACAACACCCGUUGUACGUGCCAAUAACUCGGAGCUGAGCUUCCUGCUGCUCUUGGCGCUUGUACUCUGCUUCCUUUGUGCACUGCUCUUCAUCGGGCAGCCUCAGCAGUGGACCUGCAGGCUACGCCACGUGGUCUUUGGCCUGGCCUUUGCCCUCUGCAUCUCUUGUAUCCUGGUGAAGACCAUUGUGGUGGUGAUGGCGUUCCGUGCCACCAUGCCAGACGGCAACGUCAUGAAGUGGUUUGGAGCAGCACAGCAGAGGGGCACGGUUGUGAUGUUCACCGCUAUCCAAGCAUCGGUCUGUGUGGUGUGGCUCACUACCGCACCCCCCACACCCUUCAAAAACACCCGGUACCAGAAUUCUCGGAUCAUCUGGGAGUGUGCCGUGGGCUCCGUGGCCGGGUUCGGAUGCGUACUCGGCUACAUUGGCCUGCUGGCUGCCAUCUGCUUCCUGCUCGCCUUCCUCGCCAGGAAGCUGCCCGACAACUUCAACGAGGCCAAGUUUAUCACCUUCAGCAUGCUCAUCUUCUGCGCCGUGUGGAUCACCUUUGUACCUGCCUACGUCAGCUCCCCGGGGAAGUACUCCGAUGCUGUGGAGGUCUUUGCCAUCCUGGCCUCCAGCUUCGGCCUCCUGCUGGCAAUAUUCAUGCCAAAGUGUUACAUCAUCCUGCUCCAUCCGGAGAGAAACACCAAGAAGGCCAUGAUGGGCCGAGCCGCUACCAAAAAGUAG
Molecule: messenger RNA, 2535 nt
Organism: Scleropages formosus (Asian bonytongue)
Lineage: Eukaryota; Metazoa; Chordata; Actinopteri; Osteoglossiformes; Osteoglossidae
Product: extracellular calcium-sensing receptor-like
Exons: 6
Coding region: 58-2535 (825 amino acids)
Biological process (GO): G protein-coupled receptor signaling pathway
Cellular component (GO): plasma membrane
Molecular function (GO): G protein-coupled receptor activity
Source: RefSeq, a predicted model, not a curated record